Messenger RNA from Aphis gossypii (cotton aphid), 5019 nucleotides. Its product is annotated as protein O-mannosyl-transferase TMTC1-like. The transcript has 15 exons. The record is from RefSeq and is a predicted model, not a curated record. Gene Ontology annotation, molecular function: mannosyltransferase activity; protein binding. Gene Ontology annotation, biological process: protein O-linked glycosylation via mannose. NCBI's taxonomy places the organism in Eukaryota, Metazoa, Arthropoda, Insecta, Hemiptera, Aphididae. Bases 399 to 2648 code for a protein of 749 amino acids.
UUUGGCGUGCCGACGCGUCAGUACUCGCUGGUAAAUCGUACUCGCUACUACUCGGCAGUCGGUGUCGCAAUGCGGUGCGCAUCGGUACGGUCAUCGUCGUCCACGCGUGGUGUGCCGUCCAACGUCGGAUGGCCCGUUAACUCGAUAUCAUGGCAAUAAUACUUAACGAUAUUAUCGUCAUAUUAAAAUAAAAAAAAAAGAAAUUUCGAAAGAUCGAUUUUGUUAUUCGAUCGGUUUUUUUUUUUAAUUUUUUCGACUUCACAAAACGACAUUACAUCGAACAUCUUGUCGAUUACACGUUUUUUUUUUUAGAACAAUAUUACUUUUAAAUCGUCGUCGUUUCGUUGUUGACGGCAUGGUUGUUGUGACGGUGGUACAGGUGGUGACACCUUUGUAGGAUGAGAGGGUCACCUCAUUAUCAUAAUCACAACAACAACUCGCUACAGUACCACCAAUACCAUCACGGUUGCGGAGGCGGCGGCGGCGGCGGCAGUGGCGUCGGCAGGCGAGGCCGGCCGAAAAACGGUUGGCCCGAAGUCGCUGUCGCCGUUUACGUGUCCGUCGCCGUGGCCGUGACCGUGUGCUAUUGGAACGGUCUUCGCGGUGAUUUCGUGCACGACGACAUACCGGCCGUGGCCAUGAACGCCGACGUGCUGGGCACCGGCCCGCUGUUUCGAGUGGCCACCAACGACUUCUGGGGCACCCCGCUGUCGGACCCAAACAGCCACAAAUCGUACCGGCCGCUGACUACGCUGACUUUCAGAUUGAACCAUUACGUAUUUGGACUUCAACCUGUGUGGUUUCACGUUGUCAAUGUUAUCCUUCAUGGCAUUUGUUGUGUUUUGUUUGCUCGUUUGUGCAUUUCAGUUGCUGGAUUAGAACAUAAAUAUGGACUUUUGGCUGGAAUUGUUUUUGCUGUCCAUCCGAUUCAUACAGAAGCAGUAACGGGGAUCGUUGGAAGAGCAGAUGUAUUGGCAUGUCUAUUUUUUUUAUUAUCAUUUUUAACGUAUCACGACACACGGUGGAAACGCAGGGACCGAGUGUUACUUAGCUGUACAUUUGGAGCACUAUCAAUGUUGGCCAAAGAAACAGGGCUAAUGGUCCUGUUAGUAAAUCUGGCUUAUGACAUAUACUCUUCAUGGGGUCAUAUUAAAAAGUCAUUGGUAGAACACAAGCAGACUGAGGAAUAUAACUCAUUCACAAGAAGGGCUCCAAAAACUAUAGCAGCAACAAUUGCACUCUUAACGUUUCGACUAUACAUGUUACAAGGCAGUUUACCGAAAUUUACUGAGCCGGACAAUCCUGCAGCGUUCCAUGACAGCUCGAGAGUCAGAUUCCUCAGCUACAGUUAUGUGGCUGCAUUCAACCUGUGGCUGAUGUUAUGUCCAUCGGCAUUGAGUCACGACUGGCAAAUGAAUUCACUACCGUUGGUCACGUCUCUAGACGAUAUCAGAAACAUAGGAACAUGUAUAGCUGCAGCAUUUUUGUUAUGUACUACGUGCAAGAUAUUAUCCGACAUAGAUACCCAAAAACAUAGUCCUCAAGUUUUGGCAGUUCUUUUACUUAUUAUCCCCUACAUUCCUGCUUCCAAUCUUCUAGUAACAGUAGGAUUCGUGGUGGCUGAACGAGUACUUUAUAUACCCAGUAUGGGACUCAUUUUGUUGUGUAUAUAUGGACUUCAAACACUUUUAAAUCACAAAAAAGCAUCAAACUGGGUGGUCAUUACGACGAAAUUCUUUGUCGGUUUUACACUCUUAGUAUUUGUGGCUAGAACCGUACUGAGGAACAGUGAUUGGAUGUCUAGACCGACUAUUAUUAAGGCUGGUUUAAAGACUUUACCACACAAUGCUAAAAUGCACUAUAACUGGGCGAAUUACCAAAGGGACGUAGGGGACACGCAAACAGCUGUAAACCACUACAGGGAAGCGUUAAGAUUAUGGCCAUCUUAUGCGAGUGCACACAACAAUUUAGGCACGCUGAUGGAAAGGUCUAGGGAUGCUGAACACCAUUUUUUGGCCGCAAUUCGAUACUCACCAGGACACGUUAACGCUCAUUACAACUUGGGUCAAGUCUACAGGUUGAUGAACAGAACCAAAGAUGCAGUGGCUAUGCUGGAACGAUGUCUUAUGUUAAAUAACGGUUACACUGCUGCGUACUUGUUAUUGGCCAAAUUACAUACAGGAAGCCAAACUGGACGACUGUUAAAACACGUUGCCGCCUACCAGCAAAAACACCCAGAACAUCAAGCUCGUUAUGCUCGUUGGCUUCGUGAUAACGGUCGUGUGGCUGAGGCUUUAGUUUAUUACAAAAGAGCUAUGGCUGUGAAUAUGGAACACAGGGAGUCUGUUUUGGGUUUAGCCCGUGUACUUAGAGAUCUAGGACAAAGAUCCAGAGUUUACAGACUUAUAACAUGGUGGCAGUCGACGAGACGCAGACACUCGGUGCCCGGUGGAGGUCGGAUCGUGUUCGCCGGCGAUCUCUACGUCAAGGGAUGGCAGCUAUACAAACAGGGCCAAACCACGGCACCACUACCUUCGGCUGGCGAGCCACCACGACGACGCAACACCGAUGGCAAAAUGUCAAUGUGCAACGUUCCUCCAUUUCCAAUUUGUUUUUUUUUUCACGCAACUCUUUCCGAAAAAUCAUGACACGCUAUACAUUGUGCAAUUCAUGAAAACAAAAGUGCAAUUAAACAGAUUUAUUAUUAAAUAAUUUCUUGGAACUAAAAAAUAUUCAUCGUGUUUUUGAUAAUAAAUAUCAUCAUUAAAGAAAAAAAAACAUAUUACUUAUAUCAUAGCCAUAAUUGCAUCAUAUACUGGAAAACUAUAAAUGAAUAUCAGUAUAAACUAAUGAAAAUAAAUAUUUUAUUAACAUAACAAAUAUACAUUUAGUAUUUUUUUUAUUAUUAUUAUUUGAAGUAUCUUGCUGUUUCAAUUCUAUACGGUAUUUCAGUAUUUUGGUAUAAUUCAGUUCAAGCAGUAAUUUAAAAACUGGUAACCCUAUUUUAUAGGAGUUAUUUUGUUUGACAAAAUUAUAAUAGCACAGUUAUUAUUAUUAUUUUUUCUAAAUAAUAAGUAGGUAUAAAUAAUAUAUUUUCUUAAAUAAUUUCCCACUAAAUUUUAGGGAGUUUAAUAUUAUGUUAUAUAUGUAUAUAUUAUUAUUAUUACUUGUAUACAUUUAAAAUACAGGAUCAGGUAUCUUAUGCUCAUUAGAAUCAAAUCAAUCAUACAGUACUUAUAUAAUAUUAUUAACUACAUUUUAUACUUUAAUAAUUAAAUACUAUUAUUAUUAAUUAAAGAUUAUUACGUUCUAUCUAAUUAUUUUGCUGAGUUUGUCUGUGAAACUGUUGUACUCGUAUUGUUGUUUUUUAUUUCAGAAAUCCUACACCGAUUUAACAUUUAUUAUUAUAAUUUAUUGUUUUGACUUUAAAAAAAAUAAGCUUUUCGUACAUCGUAAUAUUACAACUCGUUGUCGUUAUAAAUACGAUAAUGUGAUAAAAUAAAAAAGGAACAUCAGCGAGAAUUUGAAAGUACGCCGAAUUUUUCGUGUAGACUACGCGUAAUAUACUACACCAGCGACUAAGGAUUGGAUUUAACGAGCUAGAAUUUUUAAAACGGAGUUAAUUUAAACUUUUUUUUAAUUUUAACGAGCUAUUUUUUAAUUAUUUGCUUCUAAAAAAUAAACGAGUUUUGUUUAAAAAGUUUAUUUAAUAUUUAAUCAAGUUAAUUCAUUUUUUGUUGCUUUAACUUUAUUAUCCUCCUUGCCGUAACGAUAAAAAAUCUAAAAUUAUGCAAUUAAACUGUUUCCUUUGUCAACAUAUGGUUCAAAGUUGAGUGAAUAUUCUAAUAUUUUAAUGCAUCGUAUUGUACUUUAACGAUAUAAUUGUUAAUUAUGCUCAUGUAUUUAAAUUAAUGUACCUACUUGUUUAAGAUAGUGUAGUUUCACAUAGUCAUAAUGCAACAUAAAAAUAAUAAUAAUUUAACAAUUUUUAUUAACGAUGAAAAAUCUGCACGCGAUUUAGUGUUAUUGUCUAUGGCGAUACUCAAGUAAAUAAUAUAAUAUCAUAACAUGACUUUUAUUGUAAUUCUGUUCAGUGUACUAGUGUGCUCGAUAAGCUAUUAUAAAAACGAUCAGUAAUAUGUAUCAUCACAAUUUUUUUCCCAUACAAAUUAAAACAAUUCAUGUAUAGUGUCGUUUUCCUAUCAAUCAUUAUGUUCAGUAAUAGAGUUUUGUGACAUUAACUGCAAGGUACUGAUAUACUGUAUAUAUAUAUAAAUAUAUAUAAAAUAGCAUAACAAAACAUUUUAAUAUUGUUAAAUGCGAAAAUUAUAAUGUCAUAAAACAUGUAAUUGAUAAACAAAAUAACACAUGUCUGUUAUACGUAAAAAUAUUUAAAAUGUUACUUUUUUAUUUAUUGAAAGUGUAAUGCUUACUUUGGGACUUAAUGUACUUAAAAGCAUUACAUUGAUAAUAGUUUAUGGGGUUUUGUAAUUGCCAUUAUAUAAGUGGAAUUCGAUUAUAAUUUUUGAUGUCGUUAUAUUUUAAAAUAUCUUAAUGUUCUUAAUUAAAAAAGUAUGUAACAAUAUUAUAAGAUCUUAGAAAAAUACUGUUUUUCUCACGUUCAUCACAAUAAUUUAUAUAAGAAAACAUUUAAAAAAAAUAAUUCCAUGUAGUGGCUGUGCCGUUUACGAAACAUAUCAUAUAAAAUAUAAAUAAACAAUUUUUCAUGUAGUAAAAGUAUUUAUCAAUUUUAAUAAUCAAACAUGAAAAUUAUUGUUUUUAAGUGUUUUGGGUUACUUCAGAUGAGGGGUGAAAGAGUUAAAACUACUCAGAUUUCUUGAUUCACAGACUUCCCCAUACGUUUACGUCUAUCUAAAAUCGAAUAUAUUGAAAUUAUUAUAAAUAUGAAUAGUUACAAUGGACAUAUAAAUACUUCUGGGCUUGUUGUUUAUAAUACCUAUAAUGUGAAAUAUUUCUUUGCAUAUUGUUCAAUAUACGAGUAUGUUUUUUGUUUACCGA